Molecule: messenger RNA, 4045 nt
Organism: Pimephales promelas (fathead minnow)
Lineage: Eukaryota; Metazoa; Chordata; Actinopteri; Cypriniformes; Leuciscidae
Source: RefSeq, a predicted model, not a curated record
GGCAUUAAUCAAGCCUGGCCAAAAGGAGGCUGUCCCCAACCAACUCCCCCCCAACCACCCACCCCCCCGUCCUCGCUGCGGAAGCAAACGGAGAGGUGUGAAUGAAGAACUCGAGAGUUGAGACGAGAGAACUACUGGGCACUAUCGAAUCAUGUCGGAGUCCAACAGCAACGCAGCUUGUUUGGCUGAUCAGAAUGGAGCGGUUCCAGGAGAGCCAGUAAAGAAAGAUGAAAACUCCAGAAGGGGAAACUGGGGCAACCAGAUUGAGUUUGUUCUCACCAGUGUUGGUUACGCAGUGGGGCUGGGAAACGUCUGGAGGUUUCCUUACCUUUGCUACAGAAAUGGAGGAGGUGCCUUCAUGUUUCCAUACUUCAUCAUGCUGGUAUUUUGUGGCAUCCCUUUGUUCUUCCUGGAGCUCUCCUUUGGGCAGUUCACCUCCCUCGGGUGCCUGGGAGUCUGGAAGGUCAGCCCCAUGUUUAAAGGUGUGGGCUAUGGAAUGAUGGUGGUCUCUACCUACAUUGGAAUCUACUACAAUGUGGUGAUUUGCAUCGCAUUUUAUUACUUCUUCAUGUCAAUGACAAACCUGCUGCCCUGGACGUACUGUAACAACCCUUGGAACACCCCUGACUGCUCUGGGGUGGUGGGAACUCCACGAGCUAAUGCCACCUUCGCCAAUAUGUCUGCUGUCGUGUCAGGGGUGACUGAGAUAGUCAACCGCACCAAGAGGACCAGUCCUAGUGAAGAGUACUGGAGGAACUAUGUAUUGAAUAUCUCUGACGGCAUUGGGAACUUUGGGGAGGUGCGUCUGCCUAUCCUGGGAUGUCUGGCUGUGUCAUGGGUGGUUGUGUUCCUCUGUCUUAUUCGAGGAGUCAAGUCAUCAGGCAAAGUGGUGUAUUUCACAGCGACCUUCCCUUAUGUGGUGCUGACCAUUCUCUUCAUUAGAGGAAUCACUCUUGAAGGAGCCGUCAGUGGUAUCAAAUACUAUUUGACCCCUCAGUGGCAAAAAAUUCUAGAUGCCAAGGUAUGGGGGGACGCUGCGUCUCAGAUUUUCUAUUCUCUUGGCUGCGCCUGGGGUGGGCUUAUUACCAUGGCAUCAUAUAACAAGUUCCACAAUAACUGUUUCAGAGACAGUAUCAUCAUCAGUGUAACAAACUGUGGCACCAGUGUGUACGCUGGCUUUGUUAUCUUCUCCAUCCUGGGAUUCAUGGCUCAUCAUCUUGGGGUGGAUGUGUCAGAGGUGGCCGCUCAUGGUCCAGGCCUGGCAUUCGUGGCCUACCCAGAGGCCCUAACACUUCUGCCCAUAUCACCUCUCUGGUCCCUUCUCUUCUUCUUCAUGCUCAUUUUAUUGGGCCUUGGCACUCAGUUCUGUCUACUGGAGACUCUGGUGACAGCUAUUGUAGAUGAGAUUGGAACUGACUGGAUUAUCAGAAAUAAGACCUACGUCACGCUCGGAAUUGCUGUAGCGGGCUUCCUCCUGGGAGUGCCGCUGACCACACGGGCAGGGAUAUACUGGUUGCUGCUUAUGGACAAUUACGCUGCGAGUUUCUCUCUGGUUGUCAUCUCUUGCAUCAUGUGCAUCUGUAUAAUGUAUGUCUAUGGUCACAAGAACUAUUUUAAAGAUGUGGAGAUGAUGCUUGGCUUCCCUCCUCCAAUCUUCUUCAGGGUCUGCUGGAGAUUUGUGUCUCCUUUAAUUAUUUCUUUCAUUCUGAUUUUUACUGUGAUACAGUACAAGCCUAUUACGUACAAUGACUACGUGUACCCUGGUUGGUCAUUGGUCAUUGGGUUUGCCAUGGCUUUGUCUUCAGUUAUCUGUAUACCUGUCUAUGCUCUGUUCAAGAUUGCUGUGUCUGAGGGAUCGACAUUUACAGAGCGUUUGAAGAACUCCUUGAAGCCUGACCUGGACUGGGGCCCUGCUCUCCAGGAGCACCGCAAGGGGCGAUAUGCCACCACGGGCCCUGAAUCUGUGGAGGUGUGCCCUCUCAAAGAAGACCUGAAGGAUGAGGGGAAAGAGAAACUCAAGGAGAAUGAGGAUGAGAUUGGUCUGACCAUCCCAGGAAGCAACGGCUCCACAUUGAACCCCACACCCAGCGCAUAGAGGAGCCCCUCCACACCUUCCCCCCAGGACGGUUCCCAUUCCCACACUGCGGGUCAGGCCACUCUCGCUGGAGACCUUUACAUAUUGUAAGGGCUUUAUGAAAUCUAACCUCUAGAGAAAUUGGUUGUCAUCCAAAACCUUUUUCUUUUUGUUCACAUAAUUAAAUACUGCAGUUUUUUUUAAAGAAAAAGAAGACAUGUUCAUAUACAGGAGGUAUUUGCAUACACACAGUGUGUAUAUAGCGCAUUGUACAAUAUUUUCACUCUGUGUUGUAUAGUCUGGAGAUGUGACUGUAGCGGCAACAGGAGCUGCAGUGGGAUUUGGCUUGUGUGUGUGUGUGUGUGUGUGUUUGUGUGUGUAGUGGCGGCAGUGCUGGUCAGGUUUAAAAGCUGAAGACCAAAUAUUCUUUGUGGCAAUGUUGUAAUGCCAUUGUUAAGGGGAGUGCUAUUUUCAGUUUCUGUUUUGUACCUAUUGUCUUGUUUGGGAACCUUCUCAUUCACAAGCCAAUAUGGGUUUUUCAGUGGCCAAUGGGGUUGUCUGAGAGUAGGGUGGCCGAUGGUCAAUAUAAUGCCUGUAUAUGAUAUAAUACAUGUUAAAUAAAAUGACCUUUUAACACUGCAUUAACUCUAAAAUAUACAAACCAGGACAUGUCUAUUGUCCAUUGACUAGACUACCGGUAGGUUUUGGGGCUAAAACUAUCGUUAAUCGUCCAAGUAGACUGGCUGAUACUGAUAAAUAAGAAUAGGCCAAGAGAAUACCCACUCUAUUUCCCUUUCAAGUGAGAGCAAAAAUACAAAACAAAGGAUAUUUGGUCUUAAGCUCUUACUGACUGAGGUGUCUGGACCGAGGCAAAUAACUUCUCAAGCCAAUUCUCAGGGUUACACACAAUUUGCUUUUUUUGUGAAGCAUUUUCCAAUACCUUGAGAUGAUUUAUUGCUGAUGUUGAGUGUUUGACAUGAAGGAGAGGGAUUUUCAUGUAGGAAAUUCCACAUGAAAUGCCAAAUCUGUCUAGUCUUCCGGGCAUCUCCUGAGCGAGGGGAUCACGUGUGCGAUAACCAGAAGCAGCUAGUUCCUCAUUAGAUUCAGUACUGUAGUAUGCACACUAACCCUGCUCUUCACAGAAAAGGAGGCAUGUUACCAAAAACAUGUGCACAGACCUUUGUAUUCUGAUGAUUUAGCUGGUUGGUUUGUGUGUAAUUUGAUGUUGUCUACGCGUGUUAAGAGACUUGAACUGGUGUGUAUGUGUCAUUUAAAGGCAUCUGGCUGUGCUGAGCCAAGCAGUUGUGUUUUUUGAAUAAUGCUGAACGAUCAGAAGUAAACGUAGCAUCAGUCACAAUCACUGUAGUUAGUGUAAUUGUUGGGUAGUCAGCAGUUUUUCCCUUUGUAUUAUUGUGAAUAACAUGAAAUAGUCUUGCGAGACAUAAAAUGUCAAACUAUCUGACUUUUAAAAUAGAAACCACAGCAUAUUAGGUGUGUUUUUUGUUUUUUUGUUUUUUGGUUUUCUAGGCAAUAGGGAGGGAUAUACUCAGAUUGAGAGUUUGGUAGUUGGUAUGGCUAGAUGCUGCUUAUCAUAUCAUUCCAGUGACGUAUCAAAAGGAUUACUAAGGAUGCUUACGGUUGAAGUGGCACAUGUACUUGGAUAGAGAGUCCUGGUUACACUGUGAAUUUGUCUGGGAUGUUGCCUGAUGCCUUUUCAACAGGGAUUCUGGCAAGGUAGCUGCUAAUGGGCUGACGCAUCACGUAUUGAGACUUCUGAUGAAACGGCGAAUCGCUGUGUUUCGUGAAGUCAAAGUAGUAUUGGUGUUUCUCUUUUGCGUUGUGCAUGGAGAGACGCAGUAUGUUUGUCAUGUGCUUGGCUCUGUCAUUUUGAGUCGAAAUAGGAACAAUACAAAGUUUCAGCUUUGAAUUUAGCCUAAUUUAGUUUUGAAAUUUAAACAAAUGUCAUUUCUC